AUGUUCGCCGCAGGCCCGAGACAGCACGAGUUUCAGGGCUCGGAGGGAGGGUGCGGGGAAAGGGGGACUGGGCUUGUCGCGUGGGCUACAGCGGGGUUCUCCCCAGACGCCCCUCCGCGCUUUCUGGAGAGGGCGCUGGCGGUGCGCGUUUUGGCAGCAGGGGCGGCGCGGAGGCCUGUGGGUGGGGGGACGGCCCGCCCUCUCGGGACCCGGCCGGGGCUCCAGCGCGCCCGCCCCGGCCGCACCACCGCUUCCUGCUUCCCAGCUCGUGCGCCCGGCACCGGCCUGGCCUGCAGCACCAUCUACCGGCCGCGCGGGGCAGAACCGGGCGCACCGCUCUCCGCCGCCACCCAGUAUCACAUGCUCACACAGGCGCACGCGUCUCACGGCGUCCUACACACAACAGGCCACACAUCGCUCAGCCGGCACCGCGUCCGAAUUCUGCUUUCCCGCCGCCUUCCCCCAAACACACACUCACAAACCUUCCAGAAGCCGAUGCCAGCGGAGGAUUCCGAAUGCAGCUCCGAUGAAGCCAGCAUCUCCCCCAUCUCAUCCACCUUGUUGAACCCCAUCAAACUGGCUGUGACCCAACCGAACAGCCGCUUCUUUGCAGGGAUGCUGGAGGGGGAGCUGAACAAACUCAACCUAUCCACACUCGCCAACAAUGAAGAAAAGGGGGACCUGGCCCUCUGCCCCCACAAAUGUAAGUCCCAAAUGGUCCCUGGGGGCCUGCUGGAUGUUGACAACCCUGAGCUGGACACGGACACCUCAACGCUCUCUGAGUCCUCUGUGGUCAUGGACGUGCCAGCACCACCCUUCAUCUGUGAACACACCGUCAAUGACACCACAGCUGUGAUUUCCUGGACCUAUGCCUUGGGCAAGCAGCAGGUCAGUUUCUACCAGGUCCUGUUGCAGGAGAUGAUCAAGGAAAGUGAUGAUGAGCUGCCCAAGGCAAAGAAUCGCCCGUGGAUCUUCAACAAGAUCUUUGGCACCACCGUCAAGCUGAUGGAGCUGAAACCUAACACCAGCUACUGCCUCACCGUCCGCGCGGCCAACACGGCUGGGGUGGGGAAGUGGUGCAAGCCCUACAAAUUUGCAACUGUGGCCACUGACUUCAACAGCUUCCCAGAGAACAAUCCCAUCCAGGUCACCGUGCAGCGCAGGGAACCCCACAGGAAAACCGUGUCCAUCGGGCUCGAGGACAUGCGGAGGCUAGAGGAUCUUGAGUACCUAUUUCCCUACUAA
Choloepus didactylus (southern two-toed sloth) is the source of this 1245-nucleotide messenger RNA. It is a transcript of the gene FNDC8, whose product is annotated as fibronectin type III domain containing 8. The transcript is spliced from 4 exons. NCBI's taxonomy places the organism in Eukaryota, Metazoa, Chordata, Mammalia, Pilosa, Megalonychidae. The record is from RefSeq and is a predicted model, not a curated record. Gene Ontology annotation, cellular component: nucleus. Gene Ontology annotation, molecular function: protein binding. The coding region runs from base 1 to 1245 and encodes 414 amino acids.